Messenger RNA from Solanum stenotomum, 768 nucleotides. RefSeq lists its product as uncharacterized. The coding region runs from base 1 to 768 and encodes 255 amino acids. Lineage: Eukaryota; Viridiplantae; Streptophyta; Magnoliopsida; Solanales; Solanaceae. The transcript has 3 exons. The record is from RefSeq and is a predicted model, not a curated record.
AUGGCAUCUGUUGAUCCAACAAUUGCCACCACUGUUGCAAUUGCUAAUACAACAAAAACUGCUUGGGAUGCAUUACACAUAGCCUAUGCGAAUAAGUCCCAAACUCGUAUUUUUAAUUUACGUGAUCGCCUUACACGCCUGACAAAAGAUUCUCAACCAAUCAUCGAAUAUUUGCAACAUAUUCGCUCUAUUUCUGACGAACUCUCUAUAGCUGGUGCCCCAAUUACCAACUCAGAACUUAUUGUUAAGAUCUUGAGUGUUUUGGGUCCAGAGUUUCGUGAGAUCUCUACUGCGAUCCGUGCUCGUGACUCCACUAUUUCUUAUGAAGAACUGUAUGAAAAACUAUUAGAUCAUGAGCUUUUCCUUCUCCAUGAAGAGUCCAAGCAAGCUCCCAACCAGAUUACUGUUGUAGCUGCUACAUCUAACAGGUCUGUUCAUUCCAAUUCUCGGAACACUCGUCAGCCCAACAAUGGCGCUCCAACAAUUGCUCUACUACACCCAAUCAGUGUCGAUCUUCCACUACCACCGACUCUUAUGAUGGCACCAACAGAUUCUUGGAUUGUCGACUCUGGAGCAUCUCAUCAUAUCACUGCUGAACCUCACAACUUGCAGGCAUACAAUGGCAUGGAGCAUGUCUCCAUGGGUGAUGGGACUCCUUUGGUCCACGAUCAGAGUAGAGACGGUCUUUAUGAGUGGCCAACUUCACCGUCGGUGCCUUCCCCACAAGCACAUGCUACCUCCUCCAAUUCGUCAUCUAUUAUCACUUAG